AUGGAGCAGUCACAACCAUCCCCACCAUUCUUCCUUGACCUUCCCCAGAAGUCGAAUGGCAGGAGUGAGGGCUGCCAUCAUGUCCCUAAUGACAUGAUGCUCCCUUACAUCUCUCGUGUGCUCUUGGAGGAUGACAUUGAUGAUAAUAAGCUCAAUGAUCACCCUGCUCUACUCCAGGUGUUGCAGCCCUUUGCUCAAAUACUCUCCUCCUCCUCCACCUCCUCCUAUGGCGCCAACACCUGUAACACGGAUGGUGCCAAAGAUUUGUUGCAACAUGGUGGGGAUGAUGAAAGCACGCUCAACCGCAACUCAGCCUUAUCCAAGGGUAAAGAUGCAGUACUUGCGUUCUUGAAAGGCAUGGAAGAGGCAAACAUGCUCUUGCCCAAAGACAACAAGUUUAUAGGGGAUGUGCAGGUGAAUCCGAUGGUCUGGGAAAGUAGCAAUCAUACUGGGGACAAGAAGAGGUAUGACAGGGAUAACCAUAUGGAGGAACAAAUAAGGACCAGCAAAGCAGCAAAGAUGAUCAAGGAUCCAGAGGAGAAUUAUGCCAAUGAGAUGCUUGAUGAAAUGAUGAUGCAUGCCUACGAGACAUGCAUCAGGGGCAUGGAGGAGCUACGUGUCUCCAUGGACAACAAGGUGGAUAAGGAAAACAGGAAGAAAUGUAACAAGGCGGUGAAGGACAAUGUGGUCGACAUACGCACAUUGCUGAUCUCUUGUGCGCAGGCAGUGGCAACAGACAACCAUUUGGGGGUGUGUGAGCUGCUGAAGAAAAUCAAGAAACAUGCAUCGACAACUGGGGAUGCCACACAACGGGUAGCUCAGUGUUUCACCAAGGGGCUAGAGGCACGGCUAGUGGGCACAGGUAGCCAGCUUUGGAAGUUGCUCAUGGCAGAGCGUCCCUCCAUCGUGGAGUUCCUCAAGGCCUAUAGACUUUACUUCGCAGCCUGCUGCUUCAACAAGGUGUCGCUUAGUUUUUCGACGAUGACCAUCUUUCACGCCAUGGUGGGUAAGAGGAAGCUACACAUUGUGGAUUACGGUACGCAUUUUGGCUUCCAAUGGGCAGGCUUGCUCCGCUUGCUGGCGAGUAGAGAAGGUGUCCUGCCAGAGGUGAGGAUCACCGCCAUAGGCCCUUCCAAGCUCAAGUCCUGUCCAGCAGAGCAGAUUGAGGAACUAGGGUGCCGGCUCAGCAAAUGUGCCCAUGAGUUUGGCUUGGCUUCUUUCAAGUUCCACACAAUUAUGAAAAAGUGGGAGGAUGUUCGCAUCGAAGACUUGAACACCGACACAGAUGAGGUACUUGUCGUGAAUGACCUCUUCAGUUUCCACACCUUGAUGGACGAGAGUGUAUUCUAUGACGGACAAAACCCUAGGGAUACUGUGCUCAAUAACAUCAAGAAGAUGAGGCCAGAUGUGUUCGUCCAGAGCAUUUUGAAUUGUUCAUGUGAUUCUUCAUUCCUGACACGCUUUCGAGAGGUGAUGUCCUAUUACAUGACAAUAUUUGACAUACUAGAAGCAACAAUGCCAAGGGAGAGCAAAUCUCGAGUGGUGCUGGAGCAGUUCGUGCUUGGUCGUCCUGCAUUUAACAUCAUUGCCUGUGAGGGCCCGGACUUGGUGGAACGUCCAGAGAAGUAUCGGCAAUGGCAGAUAAUAAGAGUCAGUGCCAUUAACCUAGUAUUUGUGACUCCACCAGUGGCCAAUUGGUACUUCGAUUAG
Panicum virgatum (switchgrass) is the source of this 1710-nucleotide messenger RNA. Its product is annotated as scarecrow-like protein 33. The transcript is spliced from 2 exons. NCBI's taxonomy places the organism in Eukaryota, Viridiplantae, Streptophyta, Magnoliopsida, Poales, Poaceae. Gene Ontology annotation, biological process: regulation of DNA-templated transcription. The record is from RefSeq and is a predicted model, not a curated record. Gene Ontology annotation, molecular function: sequence-specific DNA binding; DNA-binding transcription factor activity. Gene Ontology annotation, cellular component: nucleus. Bases 1 to 1710 code for a protein of 569 amino acids.